GUGUCCUCCCGGCUUAAAAAAGAAGCGCAUCGUCGAAGAUGGCGACGUCGUAUAAACUGCGGUGUAAUAUUGUAGGACACAAGAAAGAUGUACGUUCUCUGUCGGCUACAAUAAUUCCCGAAGGAGGCAUCGUGUCUGGUUCUAGAGACACAACUGCUCGAGUCUGGCUUCCGAAUGAGCACAAUGCAGGCUUUAUUGAGGGCCAGGUUCUUCAAGGACAUAGCAACUUUGUAGCAGCCGUCUGUGUUUUACCACCAGAUGAAUCUCACCCAAGUGGUCUAAUUGUCACAGGGAGUAAUGACAAUACCAUCCUUAUGUUUGUGCCAGGUCAGCUUGAGGCUGUCUGUAAACUGACAGGGCAUACAGAUACAGUUUGUGCACUUGCCUCAGGGAAAUUUGGAUUCUUGCUGAGUGGCUCAUGGGACAAAACAGCUAAAGUCUGGCUAAAUCAAAAAUGCGUAAUGACUUUAGAAGGCCAUGAAAUGGCAGUGUGGGCUGUAGCAGUUAUGUCUGAGAAGGGGGUCAUGCUUACUGGCUCUGCCGACAAGACCAUAAAGCUGUGGAAAGCUGGGAGAUGUGAAGUAACAUUCAGAGGUCACACAGAUUGUGUACGGGGGCUUGCAGCACUAGAAAAUGGAGCAUUUUUGUCCUGUGCAAAUGAUUGCUCAGUACGAAAGUGGACAAUGUCUGGUGACUGUAUUGGUGUCUACAGUGGCCACAAUAACUAUGUCUACAGCAUUGCUAUAUUGCCCAAUGGCCAAGACUUCGUUACAAGUGGAGAAGACUGCACAGUGCGGGUUUGGUGUGAUGGAAAAUGCAUACAGACUAUUUCACAUCCAACACAGUCAGUCUGGUGUGUCUGUACUCUACCAAAUGGUGACAUUGUCACAGGAGCUAGUGAUGGUGUGAUCAGAGUGUUUACAGCAGCUCCAGAAAGGAUGGCAUCUCCAGACCAGCAGAAGGCCUUUGAGGAACUAGUAGCCAGUUCCACAAUUGCUAGUCAAGUGGGCGACAUCAAUAAAGAAGACCUUCCUGGUCCUGAAGCACUUUUCAAUCCAGGUCGCAGAGAUGGACAGACAAAAUUAAUACGUGAUGGAGACCGUGUUGAGGCUUACAGCUGGGAUGCUGCAAAAAAUGAAUGGAGUAAAGUUGGUGAAGUUGUUGGCUCCUCAGGAGGUUCACAAGCAACUUCUGGCAAAGUCUUAUAUGAGGGCAAGGAAUAUGAUUAUGUCUUUGAUGUGGACAUAGAAGAUGGUAAGCCUCCUCUCAAGCUGCCAUACAAUAAGGCGGAGGAUCCCUGGCAAGCUGCGCAGAAAUUUCUACACAAAAACAACUUGAGUCAGCUGUUUUUAGACCAAGUGGCUAACUUCAUCACUACCAAUGCAAAGGGCAUUGAGCCAGCUGUGCAAUCAAAUGAAUACUUUGAUCCAUUUACUGGAGAGAACCGCUAUGUACCUGGACGUUUGACUGCAGGGGGUGACAUAAGAGGCUCUGACCCUUUCACUGGAAACACACGAUACCAGCCAGCUGCUUCUGUUGUCAACAGUGUUGUUCCAACUGUUGGUGCAGAUCCAUUUACUGGUGCAGGAAGCUACAGGCCUAGUGGAAGUACACCUACCGCCAGUAGUACUCCGUAUUACCCAGUCAAUGCCUUUCUUACUUCAGACAAUGCAGAUGUUAAAAAAAUUAUUGCUAAACUGAAAGAGUUCAAUGGAAACGUUGAGCUUCAUUUGCGUGUUCCUGAAGAAGCCCUGGACCGGCUAGAGCACAUCGUUACUGGAAAGGCUACAAAUGCAGAUCUGACCAUCCUACAGCAGUUACUGCAGUGGCCACCAGAUAAAGUUUUUCCAGGUCUUGAUUUAUUACGAAUGGGAGUAAAGCAGCCUUCUGUCUGUCACCACUUCUGCCAGCAACCUAACUUCCUGGAUGACCUUUGUAGAUAUUUGAUUGAGGAAAGUUCUGCUGCAAAUCAAAUGUCUCUGAGAACCCUGACCAACCUCUUCAGUCAGCCAGAUGGUGUGAAACUUCUUUUAGCAGACCCAUCACGCUUAUUGAAGAGUAUUGAGCAGUGUAAAAAUAUCAGCACCAAGAAUGCUCAGCUAGCACUGAGCACUACUUUGUUGAACUUCUCUAUUGCUGCAGCUGCUGCCAAAGACUUUGACCUGAAGUCAGAAUGUCUUGCUACCACAGCCAAAAUCCUUCGAAGGGAGCUUGAUGCAGAGGCUGCCUUCCGCCUGCUGGCUGCACUGGGAACAUUGAUACAUGAAGAUGAGAGCUGUCAAGCUGUGAUGCAUUCGUUAGAGCUUGCACCUGUUCUAAGAAUGCUAAUAAAUAAAUCCGAUUCCAAUAAGGUGUUAGAGUGUGCUGAUCAACUGCUCAAAUAUCUUACGUAGAAGAAUUUUUUUAUAGAUGCAAAUACCAUGCUGUGCAAGAAGUGCUGUGCUUUAAUGAAUACUUGUAGUUUGAAUGUUGCCAAACUGUUCUUUUGUAUUGUUUUUAAUUCUUCACUUUGAAAAGUAGAAAAUAUGCCCGAGUACAUCGCUACUAUCAAAGAACAAUAAAUAUCUCACGGGCUAAAUUAAAAUACUGAAAAUAACCAUAUCCAGAGCAUGUCUGUGGUUAUUUAAAUCAACAUUGUCUGAGCUGAUAUUGUAUAAAUUUAAGCCACAUUUUCCUACUUGUUGACUUGAGGAUAAACUCUUUGUUAGCAGUAAAAUUCUUAUCGGGCAUCUACUGCUUUAAGUUGCCCAGAGAGCUUAUGCACAUGGUGGUAAUUUAGGUACAAAAAUGGUCUGCAUGAUUUAUUUUGUGCUAAUUGGGACUUGCUAAAAGCUAUUCUUUUCAUUUAUGCCAGUCAUGGUAAGAAAUAUUAUAGAAAGCAAAUAAAUAUGUUUAUAAAACAUCA
Molecule: messenger RNA, 2905 nt
Organism: Pomacea canaliculata
Lineage: Eukaryota; Metazoa; Mollusca; Gastropoda; Architaenioglossa; Ampullariidae
Product: phospholipase A-2-activating protein-like
Exons: 12
Coding region: 39-2393 (784 amino acids)
Biological process (GO): ubiquitin recycling; proteasome-mediated ubiquitin-dependent protein catabolic process
Cellular component (GO): cytoplasm; nucleus
Molecular function (GO): ubiquitin binding
Source: RefSeq, a predicted model, not a curated record